Hemicordylus capensis (graceful crag lizard) is the source of this 8028-nucleotide messenger RNA. RefSeq names its product G protein subunit alpha L (gene GNAL). Gene Ontology annotation, biological process: adenylate cyclase-modulating G protein-coupled receptor signaling pathway. Gene Ontology annotation, molecular function: GTP binding; G-protein beta/gamma-subunit complex binding; G protein-coupled receptor binding. Gene Ontology annotation, cellular component: heterotrimeric G-protein complex. Lineage: Eukaryota; Metazoa; Chordata; Lepidosauria; Squamata; Cordylidae. The transcript is spliced from 12 exons. The record is from RefSeq and is a predicted model, not a curated record. Bases 414 to 1973 code for a protein of 519 amino acids.
GUGUGAAGGGCAGCCCUCCUUGACCAAGGCGAGGGAAGGAGGGCUGUGCGUCCAUGUGCGCGCGUACACACACAUGUGUACACUCGCUGGCUCCCUUCCAAGCCUUCUCGAACCACGGUGGGCUUGCGCUGGGGUAUUUACGGUAAGGUGGACCCGCCGGCGGUGGCGGAUCCGUGUCAGGUGAUCCGAGGCGAGGAGUCGCCUUUGCUGCUGCCGCUGCCGGCCCUGAGAAGGGAGGAAAGGAAAAUGCAAGAUGGCCCAGCAGCAGUGGCGGGGCUGUGAGGAGGGGCUGCCUGGCGCACCCUCCGCGGCCCUGACGCGCGGGGACCACGGCGAGCGCUGAGUGCCUGCCUGCCUUCCCGCCAGCCUAGACGCGCGCUCAGCUCGUCCGUGCCUCGGAGGCGCAGCGAGACAUGGGGCUUUGCUAUAGCCUGCGCCCGAGGCUCUUCGGCGAAACCGGAGCAGCAGGAAGCAGCGGCGGCGGCUGCUCCAUCUCCAGCAGCGCGGCCGCCACCACCACCUCGGAGACCGAGCAGCACUCGUCGUCGCCACCCCCCACGGGGGAGUCCCUGGCCCGGCCGCCAGCGCCCAGCGGAGUCCAGGCCGGGGCAGGAAGAAGCGCGGGGAAAGGCGGCGGCGGCGGCGGCGGCAGCAGCAGCGGGGAGUCGGAAGGCGGCGGCGGGAAGCCCCGCUCGGGGGAGGUGGACGGGCCGAUGCUGCUCCUGCAAAACGGAGGGGGAAACGGGGCGGCACCCGCUGAGAAAGAGAGGGAGAAGCAACCUCCACCGAAGCCCACCUCGGGCUCUGCCGCCAAGCAGCCGCCGCCGCUGGCGCUGCAGAAACCCUGGGAGAAGCUGCGCCAGGAGGAGCGGGAGGCGGAGAAGGAGGCGAGGAAAGUCAGCAAGAGCAUCGACCGGGUGCUCAAGGAGCAGAAGAGAGAAUACAAGCAAACGCACCGCCUGCUGCUGUUGGGAGCUGGUGAGUCAGGAAAAAGCACUAUUGUCAAGCAAAUGAGGAUCUUGCAUGUAAAUGGAUUUAAUUCAGAAGAAAAGAAACAGAAAAUUCUGGAUAUUCGGAAAAAUGUAAAAGAUGCAAUUGUGACUAUAGUUUCAGCGAUGAGCACUUUAAUACCUCCAGUUCCUUUGGCCAACCAAGAAAACCAGUUCCGAGCGGACUACAUCAAGAGCAUAGCCCCACUUUCUGACUUUGACUACACCCAGGAAUUCUUUGAACAUGCAAAAAAGCUCUGGGACGACGAAGGAGUAAAGGCCUGCUUCGAGAGAUCAAAUGAAUACCAGUUGAUUGAUUGUGCACAAUACUUUCUAGAAAGAAUAGACAGUGUCAGUCUGCCUGAUUACACCCCCACAGAUCAGGAUCUCCUAAGAUGCAGGGUUUUGACAUCUGGAAUUUUUGAGACAAGAUUUCAAGUAGAUAAAGUAAACUUUCACAUGUUUGAUGUAGGUGGUCAAAGAGAUGAAAGAAGAAAAUGGAUUCAGUGUUUUAAUGAUGUGACAGCUAUUAUCUUUGUUGUGGCCUGUAGCAGCUACAACAUGGUCAUAAGGGAAGACAAUAACACAAACAGAUUACGGGAGUCUCUCAACCUCUUCAAAAGUAUCUGGAACAACAGAUGGUUACGGACAAUUUCUAUCAUUUUGUUCUUGAACAAACAAGACAUGCUGGCUGAAAAGGUUUUAGCAGGAAAGUCUAAAAUUGAAGAUUAUUUUCCUGAAUUUACACGUUAUACUGUACCUGAAGAUGCAACACCAGAUGCAGGAGAAGAUCCCAAAGUUACAAGAGCAAAGUUUUUUAUCCGAGAUGAAUUUUUGAGAAUAAGCACGGCAACUGGAGAUGGAAAGCAUUACUGCUAUCCUCACUUUACAUGUGCAGUGGACACAGAAAACAUCCGCAGAGUGUUCAACGACUGUAGAGACAUCAUUCAGAGAAUGCAUCUUCGUCAGUAUGAACUAUUGUAAUCGAGAACACCAAUGGAGCCUGUGGUUUUAAACAUUUUCUUUCUAGACUUCCUCAUACAAAGUAGAGGAAGAUGCUAUAUAGAUACGUCUGCCUCCUCAGUUUGUUUACCUUGAUUAACCUUUCAGCCCAGUCCAUGCUUUUUGAGGACAAUGUGUGUGCUUUAUUUUGAUAUGCCACUUCUUUGUCAUUCCACUAAGGCCUUUGGCUACCUCCGUUUCCUUAAGUUUGGUUGCAUUUGUUUUUUGUUUUUAAUUGGACAUAGCCUGCUAAAUUUUUUCAGCAGGCUUGUUAGUUCAAGCUGGUAUCUGCUAGAUGGGUAACACCAUGUCAUACCUAUAGUGUGUUUGGGUUCCUUUUCUACCAUGACACUGAAGAGUACUUGAUGGGUGGGGGAAAAAAAGAAUAAUGCACUUUGUAUCAGGGUUUAUGAAAUACUGUUGAGGAUGUAUACACGCGUGAUGUAGCAGCACCACAAUAUUUAUUACACUGUCACAGUUUUUAACAAAACUGAGUUGCAGGUCAACUGAUGAAGUGACCUCCUCUUCUAAGCCAUUAUUGGCACAGGAUAUAGAAUAGAUAAUGAGGCACAGGGAAGAUAAGCAAUUUUUCUGGAGGUUUGGAGCAAAGAGUCUCUAGGCACCUCAGGCAUUUGAAUUUAGAGCUACUUUUUCAGCCUACUGCAUCUAGGCAGAAAAUCUACCACCCUCACUUAUGUUGUUUCUUCUGUCCACAAAUGAUCCAACUAGUUUAGAUCAUUUUUGGACAACAGUCUUCGCCCCAGAUAUAUAUAUAUUAUAUAUAUAUAUAAUAUAUAUUAUUUUUGUUUUACUGCUGGUUUAUUAUUAUAUUGUACAGACUGUAAAGUGUAAUAUUAUUUUGUACAAUUUUAUUGAAGAAAAAUACUUGUAGAAGAUCUUUGUGCCUUGAUUAUGGCUGUACCUGUAAAAUGAGCUAAGAUGUAAGUAUGUUUUUGAUUGCGCUGUACAGCUUGAUGUCAAUUUUACCUGCAGCAGUGACUGGAGGUAAGAAACUUCUCUGUAGAGUUUAGGGUUUUUUCUGGUUUAUAUAAAAAGAAAUGCUUUUUAGUAUAAAAAAUUAUAAAUUAUGCAAAUUUUAGUCCUUUACCUUUCCAAGUAAGUUAUUACCACCACCAGAUGUUGCAGCAACAUGCCUUUCUCUCAGUCUCAGCUUUAAAACACUGAAAUUGAUUCAAGUGUCCAAAUUGCAACCUGGUGUUGUUUUCAUGGGAACCAAGGAUUUUGUUUUUACCUUUAGAAAACUAUGUUUGGUAAUUCUUUGGUCAUUCAUAGAUCUUUCACAAUUGCAGAGGUUGUGAAUGUGUAAAAGCACCAUUAGAUUAAGGCUCGUCCAUCUUUGUUGCAACAGCCACUUUCAUUGUGCAAGCAAAUUGCAAGAAAGAAAGGUGUAACCCUUGUGUCUGGCCUAAGAGAAUUCCAAGGUGGCACUUUCAUUUCUCUUAAUAAAGAGAGCUUAGGAAAUGAUUUUAUUUUAACUAUUGUAAAAUCAAAAUGUGUGAAUAUUUCUCAAACUUGAAUAAUUUAUGCAAAUGACAUUCACAAAAUAAGUUGUGGUACAGUACAAUAUAAAAGCAAGAAUUGCUGUAGCAAUAAGGCAUGCCCUUCGUAACUAUAACAUUGCUAUAUAUUUUAUACAUAGGUGUUAUGUCAAAGUACAUACUUUCCUGUGUCCAAGAUAAUCUGUACAAAAGUUUAAAAUUUACAGUUGCAAUAACAAAUUUAGAAGUGUUAGCCAACAUACCUUCAUAAAUUAUUUAUUACUUAGACUUGGAUUAUCUUCAUCCUUUGCUUUAAAUUUCUUCUCUGAAAUGUUUUCAACCACCCAAGGAGCUGGUUUGGGCAAUAUUCCCCAAUGCCAUACCCACCCUCCCGCCAAGCUGGGACAUGCUGUUAAGGAGGGUGAUAUACCAAGAGUACACACAUCCUUACCUGUUUCCUAGUGUCCUGCUGUCCUGGCACCUUCCUUUAUUGUGUGGGAAAGCAGUUCAUCUGAGCCACUGCUCGGCACAUGGCCCAAAUACUAGUUUAAACUGGUAUAUGGGCAGAACAGUGGCUUGGAUGAGUCACCCCCCCACCCCCAUUAUAAAGGAAAGCACCUGGAGGACAGCAUAACCUCAGAAUACACAUAAGGACAUAAAUACUCUCAGCACAUCUCCCUCCUUAAUUAGGAGCCUGUGGGCAGGCGAAGUAUUGUUUGAAGCAGCUCAAGGUGAAGCAGUUUUCAAACAAGGAUAGCAUGUUUGUUGUUUAUAUAAGCCCAGAUCUCUUCCUAAAAACUGGGAAGACAUGUUGUAGUUGUAACUCUGCGGAGGGGUCACAUUAGUAAUCUUUCUAGGUACUGUAUUUUCUAAGAGCCCUUCAACAUUGUAGUCCCACUCUGAAAACAGCUGGUUGGACACAUUUUGAUGAUAUUUCAGUAAUGGUAACCAUGCAUUGUCCCAGAAUGUUAGAAAGACGCUUCUAUUUUGGAAGUGAUUGGCGAUGCCUCUGCUGUGGAAGUGAACCACAUAUUCCUACCGUAACUCCAAAGACAAAGGAAAAAAUGUGAACUACUGCCUGUUAAGUGGGAUAAUGCAAUUUUAAAAACAUAGUUAUUGAGGGAGGUAGAGAGCUGUGUUUGUAUCCCAUUUUCUCCCCUCCCAAAUGUAACAUGGACUAGGCCCUAAAUCUAGGGUGUAAUGUUAACUGUGUGUAGGGGUUGUAAGAUGUUGCAUGGGUGCACCCACAUCCUAAACACUUAUUUACUAAGACAACAGGUCUUAGAACCAGACCAUGAAAUUCAGCUUCAGGACCUCCUGUGGCUUUACCUUAGCAGUGCUGCUAAAGCUUACCCUUGCUUAAAUGUAUUUAUGAUCAGAGAGUAAAGCUCUCUGUCGACACCAUUUUCCUUACAGCCUAUCAGAAAUCUGAAUUGCCAUUGUGUAUAACUUUGACCUAUGUUGCAAGGGAAAGCAGCUGCUAACAUUCUAUUCCAGAAAAUAAUUUCAACCAGGCCUUUUGACAUAGGUCAAUGGGAUACACACAGCUAUUUCAACAGUUCAAAAGGCUUGUCUUCAGUUUUCUGGCCUUGCCAAUAUACCCGGCAAGCUUGCUAGCCAGGUGUUUUGCUGAUCUCUAACAAGAUUGCCAUCUAGAACUAUUUACAACAAACUUAAAGGUGGCUCAUCUGAGGCCAGUAAAUUACUUUUCCUGAAUAGUUUCUCUCUCUCUCUCUCUCUCUGUGUAACAUCUUACUGUAAAAUAACUCUACAUCUUGUAUUGCUGACAUCAAGAAGAAGUACCACAUCAGAUGGUCUCGCAGCAAUAACACUUUAAAAUUGUUUCCAGUUAGAAAGACUUGAGCCUCUAGCAGCAUAGGUCACACUAGUGCAGACACAAAAGGAGGCUUAUAGGAUUUACAUAGUGUACAGUUACAAACUUUUAAUAUACAUAUUUGAUACAAAAAACUUUAGCAAGAAAAUGACUCAUUUGAUUGUAGAAUACAAUAUUUUUGUACAGCAUGAAGCAUUCAGUUAAUUUAUCCUGUAGUAAAAGUCAUAUCAACUGUACAGGACUUUCUAUAUGUAAAGGCAACCUGCCUUUGGGCUAGCAAUUCAAGUAUGCAUUUGCUGGCAUGAAUGUAGUCUGACAGACUGUUCUUUAGCUUUGGUGUGUCAGUGACCGAUUUCAAAUGUCUGACUCUUCAUACUGCUUUAUGCUUAGUGAUUAAAUGCUGAACAAAACGAAAAGGGGAAAUGAGAAGCUUAAAGUGAGCUAGUAUGACAACCACAAGCACAGCUCCUGCUGUACAGUAGAUAGUAAUAAUCGUGUUCUCAAAUGGAAGAAAGCAUUUGUAGAGGGAGAAGUCUGUCGAUGUUAGGCUGCCCUGAGAAAGAAAUGAAAACAAUAGGGGUUGAUGAAGUUGGGGGCAAAUGGUUAGCAAUCUGGAGGUUUUUUAAUUAUAUUGGUAGGAUAGCUCAAUUUUUCUCAUCAUGUCAGUGCUUUCAACUGUCCUGUGGAUAAAUGACUCGGGCAGCUUUGAAACUGCUUAUGUUAGCCACUUCACUGUUAAGCAUUGAGCUGCCCUGGGCUGAUGUGCCAUUUGAAGGACUUUGAUCCUCAGUAAGAAUAGAGCAGCAGCUAUAUAACUGGGCAGGGGCAGGCUCUCCAGGAAAACAUGGACUGAGUGCUCAAAACUAGGGGUGUGCACAGAACCAGCUGGCGCGGUUCAGUUCGAGUCUGAACUGGAUCCGAACCUGACCGGAUGAGUUCGGUCCCCCUCAAGCCCCACCCACCCCAGUUUGCGGGGGGGGGGGGUCACAAAUAUAUUUUUCCCCAGGGAAAUUUUUAAAAAAUAAUAACUUUUCUCCCUUCCGGGGGAGUUCCUUGGGGGAGGGUCCACAGUGGUUCCCCUCCCCGACCAGCCUCCGAAAUCACCUCCUCUGGUGAUUUUGGCCCAUUUGGGCCUCUGUAGAUUGGCGCGGUGGCAAAAAUGGCAGCCACGCAUGCGCAGAUGGCCUCUGCGAGGCCUGGCAUGGCCUAAGGCCUCACAGAGAGCAUUUGCACAUGUGCAGUGGCCACCAUUUUGGCUGCCAUGCCAAUCUACAGAGGCCUAAACGGGCCAAAAAACUAGCCAGAGGAGGUGAUUUCAGAGGCCAGUGGGGGGAGGGGGAACCUCUGGAGGGACACACCCCUGCCACCCCAAGGAACUCCCCCAGAGGGGAGAAAAAGUUUUAAAAAUUUUCAGGGGGGUUCAGUUUGACCCCGAACCAUCGAACCCCCAAACCACAUGCUACCUACUGGCCACAAUCUAAAAGAGAACUAACAUCUUAAGCCUACCAUAAUCAAUGGGCUUAAAGAUGCUUAAUUGUAUUGGGUUAUAUGGCUGACAUACUACACACCAUUACGUCAGUCACAAUGUAACAUUCUGCAGUUUUGCAAGAGUGCUAUUGCACUAAACACAAGAACGUCACAAAUGCAGUUACACAACUGACAGCCAUGAUUUCCAAUGGCCUUCAGUUGUACAACUGCAAGAGCAUUCCUGCACAACUGCAUGAAUGCUACAUUGCAGUGCACAUGUAACAUGUAGAAUAUUAGCCACUCUGUACCAGAAAGGACCAUAUGUUUGAGGCAGCAUGAGAUGAGACCAGAUUAGUUAUCUUGUAGUACUGGAAUGUGUAUGUGUGGUGAGGAAGAUGCAGGUAAUUUAGGCCACUAACUAAACAUCAUGCACGCUUCAGAGUGCUGGGACAUAACAUUCUGAAGUGAAUUGGAGUCUUUGGAAAGUACCACUCUAAACAAAAUGAAUAACGGAGGAAGACCACAUGCUUUACAAGCAGCACUGUUUAACAUCAUGUUAACUUGUUAUGUGAGGAAAAUCUUUAUUUAUGAACUAAAUACAACAGAGAUCCAUAACUGCUUUAUCUUUUUCCAUGCACAAGAGGCUGAAAAAGUAAACUUAGCAUAGGACUUCAUUUUUGAAAAUAGGGGGGAGGAAAGUGUUUAGAACUGGGGAACUGUUGCGCUACAGGCUAAUCUACUAAGAGUUGUAAUCUAGUAUAUCCAAAGUAAGCAUACUGUGAAUUAGGUUCACCUGAAUAGAGUUUUGCUGCCCUGUGAGAUAGUUUGCACUUUUGAUGGACAAAAGAAUCAUACAGAAAAAUAAAAGUCUUGCGGAUGAAUCAGCCCAGCAAAAACAAGUCUUAAUACUGUUUGUUGCAGACUACUGAUGAUUGUUGCAGUCAAAUUGUUUACACUGCAUCCUCUUUAUAGAAACAUACAGAAUUAUGCUUGUAUUUAGAAACUGUUGUAAAACUCUGAAAAAUACUUUGCACUAUACAAGCUGGAUGGUUCCCCAAGUAUGUGCUUUAUGAAGUGGAUGCUUUGUAUUCAACUUAAGUGUACUUUUGGAGAGGAUGGGAGGAGCUGGUUUGUUUUGCUUUUUUACAGGUAGCCAUCAGUCUGAGAAAAUAGCUGAUUGCUAUGUUGAUUUAUAUUAUGAGAAUUUAUCUGACAAAAUAAAAAUUAUUUAAAUUUA